This is a messenger RNA of Nerophis ophidion (straightnose pipefish), 2720 nucleotides long. RefSeq names its product protein kinase C and casein kinase substrate in neurons 2 (gene pacsin2). Gene Ontology annotation, biological process: regulation of endocytosis; plasma membrane tubulation; cytoskeleton organization. NCBI's taxonomy places the organism in Eukaryota, Metazoa, Chordata, Actinopteri, Syngnathiformes, Syngnathidae. Gene Ontology annotation, cellular component: plasma membrane; endosome; cytoplasm. The record is from RefSeq and is a predicted model, not a curated record. The transcript has 12 exons. Bases 186 to 1730 code for a protein of 514 amino acids. Gene Ontology annotation, molecular function: phospholipid binding; protein binding.
UGCUGCAAGACUGUGGCGCAACUGACUGCGGCGUCGGUCAGUCAGUCGGUCGAUGGUACUCCAGCCUCUUUCCUUGAAAAACGGUGGAAAACGUUCUAAUACAGGGCAGCGAUAAAACAACCUCCAAAUUAGACAUAAAAUCAUCGGCUUGAGUGAACCCGUCCAAGGCCCUUUUCACGUCAGCCAUGUCGGGUUCUUACGACGAUUCCAUGAUCGACGUCUCCAGUGACAGCUUCUGGGAGGUGGGCAACUACAAGCGCACUGUGAAGCGCGUCGACGAUGGCAACCGGCUGUGCAACGACCUCAUGAGCUGCAUCCACGAGCGGGCGCGCAUCGAGAAGUCAUACGCCCAGCAACUCACUGAGUGGGGAAAGCGCUGGCGGCAGCUCAUAGAGAAAGGUCCUCAAUACGGCAUGCUGGAGCGGGCGUGGUCGUCUUUGUGCACGGAGGCUGAGAAGGUGAGCGAGCUGCACAUGGAGGUGAAGGCAUCGCUGAUGGGUGAGGACUUUGAGAAACUGAAGAACUGGCAGCGAGACGCCUACCACAAGCAAAUGAUCGGCGGCUUCAAAGAGACCAAGGAGGCCGAGGACGGCUUCCGGAAAGCGCAGAAGCCCUGGUCCAAGAAGCUGAAGGAGGUGGAGACCAUGAAGAAGUCGUACCAUUCCGCCUGCAAGGAGGAGAAGCUGGCGGCCAGCAGGGAGACCAACAGCAAACUUGAGAGCAACAACAAUCCCGAGGCGCAGAAGAAGCUCCAGGAGAAGGUGGAGAAAUGCCAGCAGGAGUCGCACAAGACGAAAGAACGCUAUGAGAAAUCCUUGGAGGAGCUGGACAAGCUGACCCCUCAGUACAUGGAGAAUAUGGAGCAGGUGUUUGAGCAGUGGCAGCAAUUUGAAGACAAACGCAUACGCUUUUUUAAAGAGCUUCUCCUGGAGGUGAAGCAGCACUUGGACCUCUCCACCAAUCACAGGUUCCAGACGAUUUACCACACGCUGGAAGACACCAUUUCCGCCACGGACGCAGAGGAGGACCUGAAAUGGUUCCGAUCCAAUCACGGACCUGGCAUGCCCAUGAACUGGCCCCAAUUUGAGAACUUGGCCUGGUCUUUCCCACGCUCCUUUAAGAGAAGGUCCAUUGUAGACUGGUCCAUAGACCUGAACCGGACCCUCAGCAGACGGGAGAAGAAAAAGCCGUCGGAUGGCGUGACACUGACGGGCAUCAGUCAGACUGGAUCCGACCAGCCCGUUCAGCCUCUCAAGAGUAGCAGCAGCAUCACUGCGCCUCCUAAAGCUGCACCCCCCGGCUCCAACCCUUUUGAUGACGAAGAGGAGGAGGAGGAGGAGGAGGAAGUGGUGGCGGCGGCGGUGGUGGUGGAGGAUGAUGAUGAUGAGGUUGAGGAGACGAGGAACCACAUCAGUGUGAAACAUGAAGAAGUGAAAAUUGCAAGUAGCAUGGAGAGAACACCGGACUGGUCAGACGAGGAGACCACCGCCACCCCUUUCUCGGCAAACGGGAACGGCAACCCAUUCGAGGACGAGCCAGCCUCUCCGGUCAUUUCCGUGCCGGUCCGAGCGCUUUACGACUACGAGGGCCAGGAGCAGGAUGAGCUGAGCUUCAAAGCAGGGGACGAGUUGACCAAAAUCGGCAUGGAGGACGACCAGGGCUGGUGCAAAGGCCGACUCAAGGAAGGGCAGAUCGGCCUUUACCCUGCCAAUUAUGUGGAGGACAUCUAGUAAUGAUGCCCAGUGAGUCGUUGUAUGUUUGUGUGUGAGAGGAGUGGCCAAAAGGACCUCGCAUUGACUCACAGGAUGGAGUCAAGUUGGCAUUAAAAGACACUCGGCUGUUACAAAAAAAAUGGCCAGCACAUGUUAGCCACCAAUAAACACUGGGUCUGGCAGGUUGGCUGCAAGCCGUUAAGGACUUCUGACUGAUCAGAAGACCGGGGGAUGAUCACAUGACUCGUUAGGUCCAUUUUACUUCUGUCCGUGGCGGGGAUAAUUGAUAAGGAGCCUUCAUGUGGUCCACAACAAAUAGGGGGGUUUCCUUUAGCACUGCACUUGAAUGUAAACACACUGAUUGUAUUUUCUCAUUGAUUUUAAUAGCUGUUAAACAUUCAACCACUGUCCUAAUUCAUUCGCGAUCCUCUUUUACUUUUCAUUUAACACUGAAUAUUCAAGCUUAUUCUGCCACCUUUUUGUUAAAGUGCCAAGCUACAGGAGCUAUUUUUGUUUGCCGAGCAGUCAAACCACAGCGUUGUUUUGUAUUAGUGCGAGAACACAACUAAAGCUAUGAAAUUAUAGAUUGGUAAAAGUUGAUGAUUGUUAAUUUAUAUAUAAUGCUCUUUAUAAGUGUUUUUUUCUGUUUUCUUCAGAUGCUGCUGAGUAUCAGUUUGUACAAACAUUUAAUACAGGAUUCUAAUUUUCCAAGAUGAUUAUUAUGAUUCAAUUUGCAUGGCGGCCACGCUCAUUUAAUUAAUUCAAAAAUAAUAUGUGAAUAAUUUCUGAUAUUUUAAAUAUAGCAAUGCUCCGUAGCCUUUGCAAAUGUUUUGUUGUGAGUUAUGGUUGAUUUGUGGAUCGAUGAACUCACUGAAGAAUUUUAACCGUGAUGCAAAGUUUAAGGUUUUUUGCCAUGUUUUCAGGAUACACCGCCACAGCUUCAGCUGUACUUGCACAGUUCAAUGUUUGUAAAUGUUGUUCCACAACAUAAUAAAUGAAUUUACUGGA